UUCUUGAGAAUGUCUGGACGUGGUAAAGGGGGGAAAGGUUUGGGGAAAGGGGGCGCCAAGCGCCACCGCAAAGUCCUGCGCGACAAUAUCCAGGGCAUCACCAAGCCCGCCAUCCGCCGCCUGGCUCGGCGUGGAGGUGUCAAGCGCAUCUCUGGUCUCAUCUACGAGGAGACCCGUGGGGUGCUGAAGGUGUUCUUGGAGAAUGUGAUCCGGGACGCUGUCACCUACACCGAGCAUGCCAAGCGCAAGACGGUCACGGCCAUGGACGUAGUCUACGCGCUCAAGCGCCAGGGACGCACCCUCUACGGCUUCGGCGGCUAA
This is a messenger RNA of Physeter macrocephalus (sperm whale), 321 nucleotides long. It is a transcript of the gene H4C9, whose product is annotated as H4 clustered histone 9. The transcript has a single exon. Gene Ontology annotation, cellular component: nucleosome. Gene Ontology annotation, molecular function: protein heterodimerization activity; DNA binding; structural constituent of chromatin. Lineage: Eukaryota; Metazoa; Chordata; Mammalia; Artiodactyla; Physeteridae. Gene Ontology annotation, biological process: nucleosome assembly. The record is from RefSeq and is a predicted model, not a curated record. Bases 10 to 321 code for a protein of 103 amino acids.